CUCUAUAAACAAUUUUCUCGGGAAGACCGGUGUCAAAAAACCAAACAUGAACUCCUUUACAUCUCGAUUAAAUUCGUUAUUUGCCUUCACGCUUAGCGUGAUGGCAGCUUUAACUUUUGGCUGCUUUUUAACAACAGUAUUCAAUGAUCAUUUGCGACCAGUAGAGUUAAACGUCGCUAAGGUUUCUGUCAAAAAUGUCCCAGAUUACUCAGCUGACAGAGAGAAAAGUGACCUUGGAUUCAUCACCUUUGACCUGUUUACAGAUCUUGGCCCAAUUUUUAACUGGAAUGUCAAGCAGCUGUUUUUGUAUUUAACUGCUGAAUACAAGACCAAGGGCCAUGUACUCAACCAAGUUGUAUUGUGGGAUAAAAUUGUGGAAAGGGGAGACAACACCAUCUUAGAUCUUCGGAAUGCCAACACCAAGUAUUAUUUCUGGGACUUUGGCAAUGGACUCAAGGGCAAUGAUAAUGUCACUUUGACCCUGUCAUGGAACGUUAUCCCAAAUGCCGGAACACUUCCAAAGAUUCAAGGUCAGGGCAGCCACAAAAUUGUUUUUCCUGACCAGUACACAGCCGGUCGGUUCUAGACUAAGUCGAGUCAUUUGUUAAAAUUUUCAUUCACGUUCUGUUCAGUUUUGAAACAUAGGUGAUAUUGUUUAAUGAGUCAUCCAUAAAUAACAAUGCAAUGUUGGCAUCAUCUUAACCCCUACACCUCUAUUCUCAUUUGAUGUAAAAAAAAAAAAAAAAUUUUUAAAAGUCACCCCCCACCCCCUUGCUCUAUAUAAACAUUCAACUAGUCAACCCCCUCCCCUUCCUGAUUUUUAUUGACAUUAAAAGGUUCCAACCUCCUUAAUUAACCAUUUGUUUUAUGGAUGACCCCUUAUACAAAAAUCAGACCAUUUUUUUAAAAAUAUGGAAUAAGUGCUCAUGUUGUAAAUGAUUAAAGUUUGAAAGUUUAAUAAGUCCUUACAUACGGAUUGAUUUACUGAUAGCAUUUUUUGUGUGCUAGAUCUAUAUAUACAAUCCAACUUUGAAAUUUUGCAUUGUUUGUUUAUAAUAGAUUUAAAUUGUUGUUUGUUUGUAUCAAGUUUUUUAAAAAGACCUGAUUCAUUCUGUUUCUUAACAUCAAAGUAAUUAUUUUAAUUUCCACAGUAUUGUGAAAUAUUGUUUUGUUUUAAUUUUAAACAUCCUUUCCUUUCAUAUUACUGUUAUUGUAUUUGUAUAUUCUGGUUUUGUUUUGAAAAAUAUCAAGCAGUGUGCAUCAAUCAAAAUGUUUGUUCCUGGAGAAAACAUUGGUUGUUUUUUUUUAACAAACCCCAUUAAACAAAUGUCAGAUUCACAGUUUUGCACAUCAAUUAUUAUACUGACAGCCUACCUGCUCUCACUAGCUGUAGCUUCAUUCAUUUUCAUUAUUUGGUGUCUUGGGUUAUAAAUGUAUUUAUACAUGACCAUUUUUUCGGUGGAAUUGUUUUUAUUAAACCUAAAUUAUCACUCAA
This is a messenger RNA of Physella acuta, 1495 nucleotides long. Its product is annotated as signal peptidase complex subunit 3-like. NCBI's taxonomy places the organism in Eukaryota, Metazoa, Mollusca, Gastropoda, Physidae. Gene Ontology annotation, biological process: protein targeting to ER. The record is from RefSeq and is a predicted model, not a curated record. Gene Ontology annotation, cellular component: signal peptidase complex; membrane.